ACUGCCUGUAAUUGUUAAGCCUUGAGCCACAGGGCUCGUGGGUUCCCGCAUGCCGCCGUAGGUUUCGCUAUGCUAGAAGUGGGCUGAAACAUCGUGCCAUGCGCGACGGUCGUCCCAGUGCAGUGAGCCGGGCAGGCCAGCGGAACACUAGCGUGCCACGGAGCAACAGCGGGCAGCGCCCUGCAGUGCCACGACCCCCCUCCAGAGUAGAGGCUCAGGUGUCACCCAGCGAGAAGGAGCCCCGCUCUGGCCGGCCCUCCCCGGACCACGUCUACAGUGUCAGCAACGCCAGGGAUGCCCAGCACGUGCAGCAACAGGGGCACGCGCCACAUUCGCAGCAGGCGCACGCACAGCAGGCACAAGCACGGCGACAAUAUCCGCGCGGCCCGCUGGGCACAGCUGGGGCAAUGAGUUCAAGGCCGGGCCGAGCCGCGUCGCAUGGACCUGGCAAUGCAGCUCGGCAAGGGACUACGGACGCUACAAGAACUCCAGUCUUUGCCUACUUGAAAGUUUACGGCUUGAACCAAUAUGCGCGGGCCUUCGCGGCUGCGGGCCUGAGUGAAUUGGAUGCCAUCGGCAAGCUUUCAGAGACGGAGGCCUUGGACUUCCUCGAGCAAUUGCGCAUCUAUCCCGGGCACAAGCUCCGGCUGCUGCGGGCCGUGGAGAGCCUGCGGCACGCUGCGAUGGGUGCAGACCGGCGCGAGGACGACGUGGCCCUUCGGCGCCUAUGCUCACAGAAGGAGGAGCUGUCGCGGGAGAAGGCGGAGGCAGAGAGCGAAAACCGCAGGUGUCAGGAGGAGAACCGGCGGCUGCUGGAGCUAGUGCGUGAGCAGGGCGCCCAACUGCAGAAGGAGCGGGACCGGGUCAUGGAGUUGGAGGACCUCGUGCGCACACAGACGGAGCAGGUGCACUUCCUGGUGAGCCAGCUGCACGCCAUGGCGGAGGCUGGGGGCCCCCAGAGGGUGAAUGAGCUCUUCGAGUCCUACCGGCAGUUUGGCGGGGAUGAGUGGCAGGGGGCCGAGAGAAUCGACCUAGAGGAGCCUGUUCAGCAAAGCCACAGCAUGCCCCAGACUAGGCCACGGUCCUACUCGGACUCGGAUUCGCUGACGAGGGCUCCCCAUGCAGGCUACCAUGACAGCCCGAUGCCCUUCUACUUUGAGCGGGCCACGCCGCAGUCCAAGUUGGCAAAGUCUAUGGACCUCCCUGCAGGACAGGGAGCACAGGGAGUGGACAACUUGAUCAAGUGCCUGGCCACAGCCCUGCAAAACAAGAUCAUUUUGUCCGUGGGCAAGCCGCGGCCUCACAAUGCCUCUGCAGAAGGCCUGGCGGCGUGCUCCAUUUUCGUGGAGCCGGUCUACCGGGACAUGCUGGAGCGCCAGGCCAGGCACGAGGUCUCCGAAGGCCCCAGUGACAUCGGUACGCCCUUGUCCUCGGCAUGUUCGCCCCUGCUGUCAAGGGCUUCCGUGUCCGACCAGGAGUCCACCCAAAAACCCGCGCAUCCGUUGAAUGCCAUAGCUGUCAGGAGAAUCCCCAACAAAUGGGACAUCUAUGACUUUCUGGAAGCGGUGAUUCGAAGCCUGGAGGUUCAUCCAGAAGUCAGCGUGGUUACAUUGGUCUACGUAGAUCGUUUCUGUGAAAUGAGCGGCGUUGCGUUUACUCCAGACAACUGGCAACGGCUGACAAUAACUGCCAUGAUGUUGGCUUCCAAAGUGUGGUACGACGAGUCCUACGAGAACCUGGAUUUCGCGGAGAAGUUCGACCUAUACACACUGAAUGAGAUCAACACAUUUGAGCGCAUCUUCCUGAAGAGCGUGUCCUACGACAUGUCUGUCAAGGCGGUGCAGUACGCCCAGACCUAUUUCUUCCUCAGGACUUUAGGCGCCAAGGACUCGGGAGAGUUCACCUUGCCGCCCCUGGACGACGUGAGCGCGUCACGGCUGCAGGAGCGGUGUAUGGCCAAGCAGGUGGAAUUCAAGAAGCGGUACCUGGGAGACAACGACUUCUCGGUGACCACCGCCUUUUGAGAAAAGAGA
Molecule: messenger RNA, 2033 nt
Organism: Effrenium voratum
Lineage: Eukaryota; Dinophyceae; Suessiales; Symbiodiniaceae
Source: the annotation of a GenBank genome assembly